UCUGAGCAUUGUGUGAUGCCUGCCAGCAGCAUCACGACCAUUGUGAUCGGUUGACGACUUGACUCUGACGUGCGCUAUGGAGUCAUGAUAUGCAAGCUCACCGGAGAACUCUCCGAGGCUGCAAUGGAGACUGGCCCGAACUUCUUUUUCCUCGUUUCGGCCUGUUUUCUCGUCGCUUCCUCUUUGACGUCAGCGCUCCCAACUUCACCUCUACUCGGAGUCUCCCCUCAAGACGAGAAGUACUUUUACUCGACUGCAGUCAUCGCUUGCAAGGACGGCUCCAAAUCCUUCUCAAGGGAUCGUCUAAACGAUGGAUUCUGCGACUGUGCUGAUGGUACGGACGAGCCCGGAACUUCAGCCUGUCCGGAUGGCAGAUUUUAUUGUAGAAAUGUUGGAAGUACACCCUGUACACUGUUUUCUUCUCGUGUCAAUGAUCGGAUUUGUGACUGCUGUGAUGGAAGUGAUGAGUAUGAUGGUGGCAUCAAUUGCCCAAACACAUGCAUCAAGAAUGGCAAUGUUGUGAAGGAGAAGAACGAAUAUAACUUGACAAGAACAGAUUUGGAUAGCAUCAAUAUAGGAGGAAAGAAGAAUGGAAGCAACUUCGAAGAACUGAUACAGAAGCUAAAAGAGUUCAAGAUACUUUUGAUGUUGGAAGUGGUUCUUGUUGGUUGUCUGAUGACUUUUGGCCUUUUUCGCCGGCGCAUCAGGUCCAGAAGAAGACGAUAUCGAUGAAUUAAUCCAUCUGAAAUGAUGUAAGGUUUUGGGGGGAAGCUGCACUCGCAAGGCACCCUUUGGUGGACUGGAAUCGCCCGUAAAAGAACCAAGCUCUGUGGGGCCCACUGUGUCGCAGAUGUAAAUCAAAUCCGUCCAUCAGGUGAGAACCCUUAUUUGUCCUGCUCUCAGUAAACCAAUCAGUACACUUGAAAACUCUGAUUGGCCACACCAGUGCGUAAAAAAAAUAAAAUAAUAAUAAUAAAUGUAAAAUUGCUCUUAAAACCUCUAAAUUCAUGAAAUGCUGCCCGCCUGAGAUCUUGAUUGGGUUGACUUUUGCAUCUUCACUUAUCGUGUGGUUGAGUUGCACGUGAUUAUCAGGUUCAUUGGAAGAUACACACCAUGGCAGCACCACACAAACCUAUGGUUGGCAUCACAUCCCCAUUUUUCCCUGUGGUCUGGUCCACCUGAGUUAUGGAUCUGGUUUAUUUUUUGACCCAGUUCAUAAAAUCGAGGAUAGAACCUGUUGGAUGGAGUGGAUGUUACAUAUACAACGUGGUGGGCCCCACGGCUAGGGUGUUCUAUGCGGGGGAGCGGAUUGGGUGCCACCCAGCCUCACCAAAUACUGUGUGGCCCUGACCGUGGGGCCCACCAUGAUGUAUGUGCAGUAUAUUCACACCAUCCAUCCAUUUUUUCCACAUCAGUUUAGGACAUGCUACCAAAAAUGAAGUAGGUCCAAAUCUCUGAUGGACCACACAAUGGGAAACCGUGGUGAUUGACCAUUAACAACUUCUGUGGGCUACAAAAGUUUUGGACCACACUACAGGUUAGUGUGACUUUAUCAACAGGUGAGAUGGAAAAUAGACAUUAUGGUCUGCCCCAGGAAGCUUUUGGGCUCGUGCUCUAAAAUGAGCUGGAAAAAAAGAUGAACAGCACGGAUAUACUACAGAUAAAUGGCCCUCACGGUUAGGGCCACUUGGGUUGGAUCCUUUUGAAUCAGCAUUACAUCCCGGGCGCAUUUCUCCUCUUUGAAUAGAGGAUAUAGCAACUUACCUUGGAUUUAUCAGCCUAAGCAGAAGAUCACAUGCAGCCCCAGCCUCACCUAAGUCAGUGCGGCCAUGACUAUGGGCCCCACCGUGAUGUAUCCACACCGUCUAUCCAUUUUGCCUCAUUUUAUGCAAUGAGCGCAAGAAUGAAUCCGAUCCAAAUCUUCAUUCUUCA
This is a messenger RNA of Magnolia sinica, 1932 nucleotides long. Its product is annotated as glucosidase 2 subunit beta. Gene Ontology annotation, cellular component: glucosidase II complex. Gene Ontology annotation, biological process: N-glycan processing. Lineage: Eukaryota; Viridiplantae; Streptophyta; Magnoliopsida; Magnoliales; Magnoliaceae. The coding region runs from base 85 to 732 and encodes 215 amino acids. The transcript is spliced from 6 exons. The record is from RefSeq and is a predicted model, not a curated record.